GAUGAAAGAACUGGAAAAUCUGAAGAGACAAAGAUGAGGCAACCAAACGUGAACAGUGGGAAGCCACCUCGCCCUGUUUCAGACUGUGGUCAGCUUUGCGAAUGGCAAAGCAUUCUCCCAAUAGAUGACUCUCCUACUACGGCAGAGUCCAAUACGAGAUCUAAAGUGUUGGCAGAUUCGACCGUUCCUGAAAAUGGACCUGGUAUCAACUCUUCGCCAGCCGCCAGGAUAAGGCUCAGAAGCAAACGUGCCCACCAAAGGCCUUUCUCCGUGAUAGAUGGAGUUUCCCUUGCUGGACAUUGUGAGAAGACCAGCAAUCUUCACCAACCAGCAACCUGCCGCCCACCACCACCGCACCAUGCUCCACCCUUCCGAGCGGUCUCCCACACCAACCGGCCACUCCACUUGUCCCAGAGCACGCCCAUUGGACUGGAUCAAGUCGGAUGGAAAAGCCGAAUAUUAGCAAUGACAGUUAAUGAUGCAGCUGGGAUGGAGAUGACAAGAAUCCAUGAAAGUACUGCAAGUAUUAAAGACUAUGUCGGGUUCUGUCGUGGUACAGGUGGGCCUCUGAAGCACGGAGCAGAACAGCUGCUGGCGAAUAAGCUGAUCAGUGGCGGUUACAUUGUCAGUGCUGAGGCAGUAUGGGAUCACGUCACAAUGGCCGGCCGUGAGUUGGCAUUCAAAGCGGGGGACGUUAUCAAAGUCCUCGAUGCCUCCAACAAGGACUGGUGGUGGGGACAGAUUGACGAUGAUGAAGGCUGGUUUCCAGCCAGUUUUGUGAGGCUUUGGGUGAACCAGGAGGACACUGUAGAUGAAGCCAGUAGUGAGAUUCAAAAUGGACACCUGGACCCAAACUCCGACUGUCUGUGUCUUGGCAGAAGUAUCCAGAACAGAGACCAGAUGAGAGCAAAUGUCAUCAACGAAAUCAUGAGCACAGAACGACACUACAUUAAGCAUCUCAAGGACAUCUGUGAGGGGUACCUAAAACAGUGCAAGAAACGCAGGGACAUGUUUAGCGAUGAACAGCUGAAAGUCAUUUUUGGAAAUAUUGAAGACAUUUAUAGAUUUCAGAUGAGUUUUGUCAGAGACCUGGAGAAGCAGUAUAACAAGGCGGAUCCUCAUAUGAGUGAAAUUGGACCUUGCUUCUUAGAGCAUCAAGAUGGAUUUUGGAUUUACUCAGAGUACUGUAAUAAUCAUCUUGACGCCUGCAUGGAGCUCUCCAAGCUGAUGAAGGAUGGCAGGUAUCAGCAUUUCUUCGAGGCCUGCCGUCUCCUGCAGCAAAUGAUCGACAUUGCCAUCGAUGGUUUUCUCCUCACUCCCGUGCAGAAGAUCUGCAAAUAUCCACUGCAGCUCGCGGAAUUACUCAAGUACACUGCGCUGGAACAUAGUGACUACAGAUACGUUGCUGCAGCUUUGGCAGUCAUGAGGAACGUGACUCAACAAAUCAAUGAGCGCAAAAGAAGGUUGGAAAGUAUAGACAAGAUGGCCCAAUGGCAAGCUUCAGUCCUCGACUGGGAGGGUGAUGAUGUUCUGGACCGGAGCUCUGAGUUGAUCUACUCUGGGGAAAUGACGUGGAUUUACCAGCCUUAUGGACGCAACCAGCAGAGGACCUUCUUCCUCUUUGACCAUCAGUUGGUCAUGUGUAAAAAGGAUUUGAUACGACGGGACAUUCUUUACUACAAAUGCAGAAUGGACAUGAACAAGUAUGAAAUGAAAGACGUCGGUGAUGGAAGAGAUGAUGAAUUUAAUGUUAAUGCCAAGAAUGCCUUCAAACUAAAGAACAAGGAGACAGAGGAAGUGCACUUAUUCUGUGUGAAGAAGCCGGAGGAAAAGCAAAGAUGGAUGCGGGCACUACAUGAGGAGAGGAGGAUGGUUCAAGAAGAUGAAAAAAUAGGGUUUGAAAUCUCGGAGUACCAGAAGAGACAAGCUGCAAUGACCGUGAGAAAGGUCAGCAAACAGAAAGGAGUGAACUACACAAGGUCAUUACCUCCCUCGUACCCAGCACCACCUGAUCCUCUCCACCAGAGGAACUUCAUGCUCACUGACGGCAUACCUCAGGGGUCAAUGUAUGAACUAACGGAGCCUAAACGCAGUCAGUCUCCCUUCUGGCAGAACUUCAGUAGGUUAACACCAUUUAAAAAGUAACAGGUCGUGUUGGUUUCGGAGGACCUUGCUCUAGACAUUUAUUCUUGGCAGUUAAAAACAAAGAGUGGACCAACAAACCAUGUUUGGAUCAUGGAUCUCGAUGACUUAAAAAACCUCUGCUGAUACCUUUCCAUGCUGAGCCUUGGUUCAAAACAACAUUUUAUCUGAUUAUUUCUUAGUGUGAUUCAGCUGUUCAUAAAGCAUACAACACGUAACAACAGAGAGUCAGGAAGGGAAACUGAAAUUCAGACUAAGCCUUCAUUGCAUUCCUUCAUUUGUGAUUCUGUGGAUCUAGAUUUUCUCCGUAGUGCACUGUAUUGCAUCUGUGUACACACAGGCACAGACAGACUUACACACUCACACUCACACACAUUCAUGCACCCAUCUUGCUUCUAAAAGCUUAUUACAUAUAAGAGUAUGAAGUGUGUUUUAUUGCUUGAUCAGUUUUACAUAAACUACUGCCGAUAUUUUAAUGACUUAUAUCACAACCAUGCUUUUGAUGAUUUAAUAUAUAACCAUGUGCUGAUGUGA
Molecule: messenger RNA, 2676 nt
Organism: Amblyraja radiata (thorny skate)
Lineage: Eukaryota; Metazoa; Chordata; Chondrichthyes; Rajiformes; Rajidae
Gene: arhgef9a
Product: Cdc42 guanine nucleotide exchange factor (GEF) 9a
Exons: 12
Coding region: 34-2145 (703 amino acids)
Molecular function (GO): guanyl-nucleotide exchange factor activity; protein binding
Source: RefSeq, a predicted model, not a curated record